GGCGUAAGCACUCCAACUUCCUCCACUCGAUCAUCAUGAAUCGGUACACAAAGGGCAAGAAGCUGGGUGAAGGGACGUAUGGUAAUGUAUACUCGGCAGUGCAGAAAGCGACGGGUCGUCCGGUGGCCAUCAAAGAGUUCAAGCGCGGCCAGUUCAAGGACGGCGUGAACUUCACAGCCGUACGCGAAGUGAAGCUCCAGACCGAGCUGAAUCACCCGAACGUGACCCGACUCUUGGACGCGUUUGUGUACAACGACACGAUCAAUGUCGUGUUUGAGAUCCUUCCCAAGAACUUGGAAGACGUGAUUAAGGACAAGUCGAUCGUGCUGUCGCGCAGCGACAUCAAAGCGUACAUGCAAAUGCUUUUGCGCGGAGUCGAGCACAUCCACUCGAACUGGAUCUUGCACCGCGAUUUGAAACCCGAAAACCUUUUGAUCGGCGGCGACGGGCAAAUUAAAUUGGCCGAUUUUGGUCUGGCGCGCAUCUACGGCAGUCCGAACCGCAACAUGACGUCGGAGGUGUGCACGAUUUGGUACCGACCGCCGGAACUCCUCUUUGGCGCGAGAGAGUACAGCGGCGCCGUCGAUAUGUGGGGCGUUGGUUGCAUUUUUGCCGAGCUCAUGCUGCGCACUCCCUUCCUCACAGGUCAAAGCGAACUGGACCAACUCGGCAAGAUCUUCCACGCAUUGGGGACUCCCACGGAAGAACAAUGGCCGGGCAUGUCAUCGCUGCCAAACUACUUGGAAUUCACCCCGAAUAAAGCACCGCCUCUUGCGUCGCUCUUCAGCGGCGCUUCCGAAGAUGCGUUGGACCUAUUGCGUCAAUUGCUCUUGUUCAACCCGUCCGAGCGCAUCACGGCAAGUGCUGCCCUCCACCACCCGUACUUCACCAACGACCCGCCCCCGACUGCCCCGGAAAAGCUCCCGUAUCAGCUCGACACUACCUCGUAGCAUCCAAAGUGUACACGUCGACAUAUCCAGCGAAUUUUGAGCACUGCCAUGGACUCGCUUGUCGACGUGCUCCGACGCAUAGACGGAUGAGGCAUGCAUCCAUUCUCUCGCUACAGGUGGCAACAGAGAGACUGGAGUGCGAUUGUGUACAACGUUCCACAGGAUUCACAUGGAGGCAUGUCUUUAGAACAACAUAAAGGAAGCCGGGUUGUUCAGAGCCGUCCAGCUCUUCUCGUACUCGACCCAGUGCGUCCACCCAAGUUCGGUGUACAGUUGAG
This is a messenger RNA of Aphanomyces invadans, 1228 nucleotides long. RefSeq names its product CMGC/CDK/CDK7 protein kinase. The coding region runs from base 36 to 950 and encodes 304 amino acids. Gene Ontology annotation, molecular function: ATP binding; cyclin-dependent protein serine/threonine kinase activity; RNA polymerase II CTD heptapeptide repeat kinase activity. NCBI's taxonomy places the organism in Eukaryota, Oomycota, Saprolegniomycetes, Saprolegniales, Verrucalvaceae. The transcript has a single exon. Gene Ontology annotation, biological process: protein phosphorylation; positive regulation of transcription by RNA polymerase II. The record is from RefSeq and is a predicted model, not a curated record. Gene Ontology annotation, cellular component: cytoplasm; transcription factor TFIIK complex; nucleus.